This is a messenger RNA of Hippopotamus amphibius kiboko, 1780 nucleotides long. RefSeq names its product ribose 5-phosphate isomerase A (gene RPIA). Gene Ontology annotation, cellular component: intracellular membrane-bounded organelle. Lineage: Eukaryota; Metazoa; Chordata; Mammalia; Artiodactyla; Hippopotamidae. The transcript is spliced from 9 exons. The record is from RefSeq and is a predicted model, not a curated record. Gene Ontology annotation, biological process: pentose-phosphate shunt, non-oxidative branch; D-ribose metabolic process. The coding region runs from base 33 to 953 and encodes 306 amino acids. Gene Ontology annotation, molecular function: ribose-5-phosphate isomerase activity.
GACGGUGGCGGAGGCUGGAGCGAGGCGGCGGGAUGCAGCGCCCCGGGCCCUUCAGCACCCUCUACGGGCGGGUCCUGGCCCCGCUGCCCGGGAGGGCCGGGGGCGCGGCCUCUGGCGGAGGCGGGAACAGCUGGGGCGUUCCGGGUUCCCACGUGCAGUUGUUGGGACGCGCGCAGUUCGGCGCUGGCAGCACAAGUACCGGCGGCGGGGACGCUAACAGCGUCUGCCCGGCCCCCUCCGCGAUGUCCAAGGCCGAGGAGGCCAAGAAGCUGGCGGGCCGCGCGGCCGUGGAGAACCACGUGAGGAAUAACCAAGUACUGGGAAUUGGGAGCGGUUCUACAAUUGUCCACGCUGUGCAGCGAAUAGCUGAAAGAGUGAAACAAGAGAAUCUGAACCUCGUCUGUAUUCCCACUUCCUUCCAGGCCCGUCAGCUCAUCCUGCAGUACGGCUUAACUCUCAGCGACCUGGACCGACACCCGGAGAUUGACCUCGCCAUUGAUGGUGCUGAUGAAGUAGAUGCUGAUCUCAAUCUCAUCAAGGGCGGUGGAGGCUGCCUGACCCAGGAGAAAAUUGUGGCUGGCAAUGCCAGUCGUUUCAUCGUGAUUGCCGAUUUCAGGAAAGAUUCAAAGAACCUUGGGGAUCAGUGGCACAAGGGAAUCCCCAUCGAGGUCAUCCCGAUGGCCUAUGUCCCAGUGAGCCGGGCUGUGACCCAGAAGUUUGGGGGCGUGAUUGAACUUCGAAUGGCAGUCAACAAGGCAGGUCCCGUGGUGACAGAUAAUGGGAAUUUUAUCCUGGACUGGAAGUUUGACCGGGUGCACAAGUGGAGUGAUGUGAACACAACUAUCAAAAUGAUCCCAGGCGUGGUGGACACGGGCCUGUUCAUCAACAUGGCAGAGAGAGUCUACUUCGGGAUGCAGGAUGGCUCGGUGAACAUGAGGGAGAAGCCUUUCUGAACUGGCCCUGCAGGAGCGGAGUGCGUUCCCCUGGCAUCCCCAGCCCACCCGCCCAGGCGGACAUGCCUCUCCAUGAGCCUUUGCCUUAAUGUAUCUGUGCCAGGUGGACCGCUUGGCAGGGUGGGGAGUUGAGGGUUAUAUCCAGUCUUCUGAGUAUUGUUAUUAAAUGUCUUUUUAAAAAGAGAAAUAUAAACAUAUAUAUUUUUACUAUUAAAAAUAUUCAAUUUUUUUUAUGAAGUAGAACUUGAUUUCAUGUUUUAUAUGCAACAUUUACCAAAAAAGACUGUCUUUUAAACUUUUAACUUGAGCCUGCUGGUUAAGCUUCUGAAUAUUGGAUUUUCUGAGAAAUGUAAAUCAAACUUUUCUUUAAACUGGUGACAUGAAGGGCCCAGUCAGCAGUGAUUCCCUGAUGCCUUACUGGAAACACUGGCAUUUGUUUACUUUUCUACCACACUGUCUUGUCUGUAGUUUUUGUUGUGAUUACGCACAAUAUGUAGUUACGUGUUUGAAGAUGUGCAUUACGAAAGUCUGGUGAGUGGAGGUGUGUGGUGUGUGGUGACUCAGUUUACUGUGGUAAACUACCAGGGGGAAAGUGUGGGGGUCCUUUUGCUGAGAGCAGGGAAUUCCUUCAGACCCCUCGUGUUGGAAGCCAUUGGCCAGAAAGACUUGCCAGUACUGCCAAAGCACUGCUGUGAAACACCGUUAAGUGAUUGUCUUUUUGUUGUUAAUAUUUUUUUCGUUCCUUUAUUGUCACUUGCAUGGUUCUGCAUCAGAAGUUGUUACCUCUUUAUAUUGUUUGAAGGUUGAAAUAAAACAGUAUGGUGCCA